UAAACAUGGCGGACUGUAGGGAGCGAAUCUAGCAAAGAAGGAAGGAAACAUUUGAUCAUUAUUGCCCGUACGUGAAGUGGAUGAUUCAGCAGGAGAAGCCCCAGCUGGCAGGCACCAUGCCGGUGGUGUGGCCAACACUUCUCGAUCUCAGCCGAGAUGAAUGUAAACGGAUCCUGCGCAAGCUGGAGUUGGAGGCGUACGCCGGAGUGAUCACUGCGCUCCGUGCACAGGGAGAUCUCACCAAGGACAAGAAGGAUCUGCUCGGGGAGCUCACCAAGGUCUUAAGCAUCUCAACCGAGCGUCAUCGGGCAGAGGUGCGGCGAGCAGUGAACGAUGAGCGCCUCACAACCAUCGCGUACCACAUGUCCGGGCCGAACAGCUCCUCCGAGUGGUCCAUCGAGGGCAGGAGACUGGUCCCUCUGAUGCCCAGACUGGUGCCUCAGACGGCUUUUACUGUGACGGCCAAUGCGGUCGCCAGUGCCACGGCACACCAGAACUCGUCACUGCUUCUGCCUUCAGAGACGGGCAACAAAGAAGUGGUGGUUUGUUAUUCGUACACCAGCACAACAGCCACGCCUCCCAGUGUAUCCACUCCCAGUUGCAGCACCGCAACUGCUGUCAAGUCACCCCGACCUGUAAGCCCGGCUUCCAAUGUGGUGGUGCUACCCAGCGGGAGUACGGUCUACGUGAAGAGCGUGAGCUGCUCGGACGAGGACGAAAAGCCCCGCAAGCGCCGGCGGACCAACUCCUCCGGCUCCUCCCCCGUGCUGCUGAAGGAGGUCCCUAAGGUGAUCCUGCCCUCCACAAAGAGCAUUGCGGUGCCGGUAAGCGGCAGCCCCAAGAUGACCAACCUGAUGCAGAGCAUCGCCAACUCUCUGCCGCCACACAUGUCUCCGGUGAAAAUCACCUUCACCAAGCCCAGCACACAGGCCACAAACGCCACCACCCAGAAGGUCAUCAUUGUUACGACGUCCGCGGGCUCCAGCUUCGUACCGAACAUCCUCUCCAAGUCGCACAAUUACGCGGCUGUGUCCAAGCUCGUGUCCAGCUCAGGAGUGACCUCGUCCACUCAGAAGCAGACCAUGGUGAUUUCAGCGGCUAACACCUCUGCCACCAGUUCUGGCUCUGUCGCUGUGACAACCGUGGUGUCCUCCACCCCGACGGUAGUCAUGUCAACCGUAUCGCAAACCGGGUCGUCAGCAGCAGUGAAAGUCGCCUCUGCCAGACUUCCCUCGCCCAAGACUCUGGUGGGCUCUCCGUCUCAGAUCCUCCAGUUCCCCAAACACCAACUCCAACAGCAGCAGCAAUCCAUGUCCCCUAAGAGUCUGUCUGGCUCUUCUGUUUCGUCCACACUUCAGACGUCUUUCGCUGGCUCGGGGCCCAAACCCACCAUACAGAUCAAACAGGAAUCAGGUGUGAAGAUCAUUACACAGCAGAUGCAGCCCAGUAAGAUCUUACCGAAGCCCUCGACUGCGGCCAUGACGAGUAGCAGCUCCGCUCCCAUCAUGGUGGUGAGCAGCAAUGGAGCCAUCAUGACCACAAAACUGGUCUCCACCCCUACAGGAACCCCGGCUACCUACACCCGGCCUUCUGUGGCCCCCUCUAUCGGAGCGCGAAUGGCAACGGCGCCAGCUGGGACCACAUAUGUCAAAACCACCAGCGGCAGCAUUAUAACAGUGGUGCCCAAGUCUUUGGCCUCACUGGGUGGGAAGAUCAUCAGCUCCAGCAUGGUGUCUGGUACCACCACAAAGAUCACCACUAUACCCAUGACCUCCAAGCCUAAUGUCAUUGUGGUGCAGAAAACCACUGGGAAAGGAACCACCAUCCAGGGUUUACCCGGGAAGAACGUCGUCACCACGCUCCUAAAUGCUGGGGGGGAGAAGGCUCUGCAGGCUGUGGGGACGAAGCCGGCUAUCAUCACGGCACCUCGGCCCAUAACCAAGAUGAUCGUAACUCAGCCGAAAAAUCUGGUAUCGGCCAUGCAGCCAUCCACCACUACCAAGCUCAUCCCCACUAAGAUCGUCUACGGCCAACAGGGCAAGACUCAGGUGCUGAUAAAGCCGAAGCCCAUGGCGUUUCAGACGGCUGUGGUGAACGAACAGACGAGGCAGCUGGUCAGCGAGACGCUGCAGCAGGUGACCCGUGGCCCUGAGGCUGGUGUGGUACCAGGCUCCAGCCAGGAGGGGGCGCACAAGAAUGCGUCUCCGGCUUACGUGGACAGCGGCGCAGCAUCCUCAGACAGCUCUCAUGACACCCAGUCGGUGGUCCAUGUUAUCAGCUCGAGGGCUCAGGACUGGACAGAGCAGGAGGUGUCAGUGGAAGCAAGUCCCACCAUCAUUUACCAGGACAUAAGUAAAGAGGCUCAGUCUGCCACGUCCACCAUUAAAGCCCUGCUAGAGCUGCAGCAGACCACAGCGAAGGAAAAGGUCGAGGCCAAACCCCGGGCGCACACGAUCGAUCUGAGUCAAAUGGCAGUGCCCAUGCAGAUGCCCGCUGAGAGGAGACAGUCACCCGAGCCCUCGGGCCAGGCCGCAGGCGAGCCCGACACCCCAGCGAACGCCACCGCUGUCGGUAAAGCCGGGAAGGCUACAGGAGGAGGUGAGGUGACCGUGUCCAGCAGUCAGUCACCAGGUCUGUCCUCUACGGUGAAAAUCUCCAGCUCUGCUUUCUCCACCAGCACCAGCACACUCAGCACUCAGGCGGGCACUGGCAAGCCGCCUGAGGUGCAAACAGUAGUGGAAGAGGGCGAUUUAGAGGGCGAUACAUUAGACCCUCAAACUGGAUUGUUCUACAGAUCCGUAAAUCUUCCUACCCCGUCUGCUCCUCCUCCACCUCCUCCGCUACAGCAGCACCGCGUUCCCUCUCACAUCACCGGCAAACCAGUCGUGCCUCCCACCAUCACACCCGCCAAAACUACCCCCAAAACCACCCCCAUGCAGACCGAAGUUUCCAAAAGCAGCCCCACCGUCAGGCCCUCUGUUCCAGCGUUAACCCCAAGAAUAGAGAAGCCCUCCGGAUCUCCCUCCUCCUCCGUUUCUACCCCUUCUGGAUCGGGAGUUCAACACAGUCCCGCAGCUAAACCUGCGCACACUCCGCAGCUGCCCCGACUGCAUCAGGCGCCGAGCUCGCACAAAAGGCCCAACAUACACACGCAGCUCUCUCAGCCGCCGCCACUGCAGGCUCACCACCCCGUCGGCUCGGACAAAGCAGCCAGCAGCAGCAGCCAGGUGCAACAGCCGAUCAUCACGCAGGGCGCGGCCGUCACCAAAAUUACGUUCGGCUCCCCUCCCGUGUCGAGCAGCAGCAGCAGCAGCAGCGAGGCGGCCGUGAAGCUGCAGGCCGAGUCGAGCUCCGAGAAGCCCGGCGCCUCCGAUACCCUGAAGAUCUCCAUGAUGGAGGCCGAGGUCGAGCCGGGUGCCGAGGCCGUGGUGGUGGGUUCGUCCAGCGACCGCGGCACCUUCAGCAAGGCGGCUUCCACGUCGCCGCUCAUCAGCAGCACCAAACGCGUUUUCGGGCGCGUCUCCAAAAGCAAAGACGUGGAUGUUAUACAGGUGAUCCCACAGUACUCCAUUAUGCCUGACUCGAGCCAGUCGAACGUGGUGGUGGAGCCCAGCGGCUUUCUGGAGAUCACCGACUACACCAGCCAGCGCCUGGACGACGAGGCCACCAUGGAACAGGAAGUGGACAGCAGCAACGACGAGGGCACGGCGCCCAGUCCCAUGGAGACCUGCGCUGACCAGUCUCAGUAAACUGAUGCGCCAGGAACACUGCAGUAGGAGAAUGUGGUUUGACUGGUGGCGUGGCUGGAAUUUUUCCUGAAAAGAACUUCCUGAAGAGCAUUGUACAGUAAAACGUAACUGUUCUGAAGUUCUCCGCACAUUUCACAUGAUAGCUUUUAAUUACAGAUCAGUAUUGUACGAUGAAGUGAAACAAUAUUUGUGUUUUUUUUUAAGUUGCCGUCCUGUUGUAAUAUAACAGGACUUUCCGAGGAGUGCAGGCGUGUAUUUAUCUGCUCACAUUCAAACCUGUGAUGGACCUUAUAGGCGAUGAUGUGGAAUAAGAGCACGAGCUCUUGAUUCGGAAGAAGUUGAGGUCAAGUUUUAUCUUUGGUUAACCCAUAACGCCACGCUGUUCCGUCAGGAUGUAAAUGAAGUUACCAUGACACGCUGGUAGUUAUAGAAUUGUACAUUCUCAUCCUCAGUGCUGAAUUUCUCUGUUUCGUUGUCGUAUCUGAAGCUCUUCUGCUGGUGUAGUUACAGGAUUUGAUAUCUGAUCAUGUAUAGUUCAUUAUUUUAUAUUAUAUCUAAACUUUAAUACAAGAUUUUCAUCCGAAUCUGUGAUGGUGUUUUUGUCAGAGUCGAAUUGCAUCAUGUGAUGCUGAAGAAUUAAAAAAAAAAAACAUGUUUCACUUCAUGUUGUAG
This is a messenger RNA of Trichomycterus rosablanca, 4421 nucleotides long. RefSeq names its product EMSY transcriptional repressor, BRCA2 interacting (gene emsy). Lineage: Eukaryota; Metazoa; Chordata; Actinopteri; Siluriformes; Trichomycteridae. Gene Ontology annotation, biological process: regulation of DNA-templated transcription. The coding region runs from base 81 to 3749 and encodes 1222 amino acids. Gene Ontology annotation, cellular component: nucleoplasm. The transcript is spliced from 20 exons. The record is from RefSeq and is a predicted model, not a curated record.